This is a messenger RNA of Phascolarctos cinereus (koala), 3071 nucleotides long. NCBI's taxonomy places the organism in Eukaryota, Metazoa, Chordata, Mammalia, Diprotodontia, Phascolarctidae. The record is from RefSeq and is a predicted model, not a curated record.
CGGGGGUGGGCGGAGCCUAGAGGGAGAGGUCAAAGGGCAGUAAAUAGUGGUGAUGUCAGGCGGGCAAGAUGGCGGAAGGGGAGGAUGGAGGCUGGUGGAGAAGCUGGCUGCAGCAGAGCUACCAGGUUGUCAAAGAGAAGUCCACAGAAGCCCUGGAAUUCAUGAAACGGGACCUAACUGAAUUCAGCCAGGUGGUACAGCAUGACACAGCGUGUACCAUCGCAGCCACUGCCAGUGUGGUCAAAGAAAAGCUGACUACUGAAGGUUCUUCAGGAGCGACAGAGAAGAUGAAGAAAGGACUAUCUGACUUUCUUGGAGUGAUCUCAGACACGUUUGCCCCUUCCCCUGACAAAACCAUUGAUUGUGACGUCAUCACCCUGAUGGGCACACCUUCAGGAACCACGGAACUUUAUGAUAGUGCCAAGGCUCGUCUGUACAGCCUGCAGUCAGACCCAGCGACGUACUGCAAUGAGCCCGAUGGGCCUCCAGAGCUGUUUGACACCUGGCUAUCUCAGUUCCAUUUGGAGGAAAAGAAGGAAGAGAUCUCCAGUCUGCUCAUCAGCAGCCCCUCCAUCCGGGCUCUCUAUACCAAGAUGGUCCCAGCAGCUGUUUCCCACUCAGAAUUUUGGCACCGAUACUUCUACAGGCUCCACCACUUAGAACAGGAAGAGGCCCGGAGGGAUGCUCUGAAGCAACGAGCAGAACAAAGUGUUUCUGAGGAACCAGGCUGGGAGGAAGAGGAAGGGACUCUCAGUAACAUCUCAACUGAAUGUGCAGUCCCAAGAAGAGGAAAAAGCUGCUAUGCCGGGCUCUGCCCCAACUUCUGAGGUCUGGCCAGCCAUCCUCAGAGUCCUUCUGAGGAGAGUUUGGGAAUUGUGGCUCCACCCUCAGCAGAGGUCACCCCAUCGGAGAGUAGCGAGAGUGUCUCACUUGUGACCCAGGUCGUCAAUCCCGCUUUUACACCUGAAGCCCCAGCACUGGUGCAGACAGCCUCUUCUAAGGACCUCUCCCAAAAGCUUUUGGAAGCGACAUUGGAAGACCAGGUUCCCCCAGCUGAUGCAGGAGAGACGGGCCCACCUCCUGUGGAACGGCCCAAGCCUUCAAUCCCCAGUGGGCGUCCGAGCAGCUCUGAACCCAAGCCAGGGAUCAGAGUAGAGACUCUGAGAGAGGAGGGACCAACAGACUUACGGGUGUUUGAAUUGAACUCGGACAGUGGAAAGUCCACACCUUCCAACAAUGGCAAGAAAGGUUCCAGUACUGACAUCAGUGAAGACUGGGAGAAGGACUUUGAUCUGGACAUGACUGAGGAGGAGGUGCAGCUAGCUCUGUCCAAAGUUGACGGAUCUGGAGAGCUGGAAGAUGUGGAGUGGGAGGACUGGGAAUGAGGCAGGAGGGCUUGGAGAGAACAGCUCCUCCACACAGGCCUCCACCUCCCUUCUCAGCCUGGUCCUGGACGGCACCAUGGACGCCCGUCUGUCACCCAAUGCUGUCUGUUCCAUCUUCUGAGUACACCCAAUGCCCCUCUCCUGGAGAGAAGUCUCUUCAAGGCCAGACAGUGUCAUGUGACCUGUGCCAAUUCUUGGAUUGGGGGGAGGGGAAUCCUACCACCACCACCUUUGAAGAGCCCUAUUUCUCUGCUGUAAAUCCACUGCCCUCAGGCAGUACCUGCAGUGGCCUCCUGUCCAUCUACCUGCUUGUGUAUGUGGAAGCUAAACCUAGCCCCAGUGGUGCCCUUUGCUCACCUGUUGUCCCCUCCGUGUCCUGUCUUUCAGCUAAAAGAAGGGAGGGAACAGCUUGUGAAAGCCCCUUUCCUGCCUUAGCACCAUUUCCUUCUUUUCUCCCUUGUGUCUUUCCCCACCCUACCAUAGGUGGCCUUCUUUGUCUGACUCUACUGGCUGGGGGAGUGAAGGAUGACAUACAUUCACUUGUCCUCUGGGGAAUGUCGGGGCUUCCUGUCCCUUAGUGAAAGACUGUUCAUUUGUGGAAAUGUCCAUGUCUUAGGGGACUCCUCUUCCUUUGCCAGGCCUUUUCUUCUCUGUUCAUAAGGCUCACGUGAUCUUUGUCUUUCAGUUCUAAGUAGGCACCUACUGUAGUAGUGAUUGGGGACCAAAUGCUGCCCACCACCAUCAUCACCACAAUCCUGGUAUUUCACACCACCCCCUCUGCCAGUGCCUCUGUGAUAGCACCUGCUUCUCAAACAUUCAAGGAACUGAGACCAGCACAGGCUUUUCUGUCUGUGAGGACAUGCUCUUCUUGCAUUUCUUGCUCUGUUCUCUCCUUUGGCCACUCUGAGCCAGGAGGAGCAGCCUUCGAGCCCUUCUCUUGUUCCUUGGGGGGGGGGGAACCUUCUCCAGUCCUUUUCCUUGGAGUCUAGGAAAUACACCAUGUGGAAUGUAACUGCUUCACAAGCAGGAUAGAAGGUACAGUGACAGUCCCUGAGAACCCUCUUCCAGCCUUCAUUGGGUGAGCCAUGAGACACCCCCCACCCCCACUGCUUCUCCUUGGGGCAGGCUCACACUCAUCUACACCUGCCUCCUGACAACAUUUGGCCAGUGUGGAUUUCCCCCCUUUCUUAAAUGUCCAUGGUUCUGGGGAGAUAAAGAAGAACUGUCUUCAGUCUCUCUUUGCCGCUUUCUCUGGGUGGGGAGGGGUUUGCCAGGGUUCCUGAACGCCCUCAGGCUGCUCCCUGCUGCUGUCCUGUGGACUCAAGUACAUAGGCCAGUGUGUUGGACAGCCAUUUUAAAAGGGUCUUGAGGUCACGGGGUAAGGGGAGGGUGGCAGUCAGUCAUGUUCAUCAAGAAAGUCAAGCUGGGGAAAAUGCUGAAUCUUUCUCCAGGGGUGGGAGGGUGGUGAUUUUUUCUUUGUAAUGUUUAGUUUAACCUUUUUGGUUGUUUGUGCAAUAUUAUAUAUUUUAAAUUAUAAUGCACCUCCCCAGAGCAUUUUGUAGCUGGGAAAAAGAAAAAAAAGAUUCUAACAGCUGUUAGUUUUGUAAUUUAAAAACCCCACAAAGAAACUUUGUCCUGAACCUUUUGCAGACUUGCAGUUAACAGCUAUUAAAGACAUUCGAGUUA